GUGAGCGGCUCGGGGAACUGGGAUGGAAAUUCUAUGAAGGUGAUGACUAUCAUCCAGAAGAGAACAGAAAGAAAAUGGCAGAAGGAAUCCCUCUGAAUGAUCAGGACAGGAUUCCAUGGCUUUGCCGCUUACAUGAUAUAUUAAUGAGGGAGCAUGCCUCUGGGCAAAACACAAUUUUAGCCUGCUCAGCUCUGAAAAAAAUGUACAGGCGCAUUUUAGAAAAUGGAGAGGCUGGCACAAAUUGUGAGAAUCCCAGUGGCCGGCCAGAAGAACCAGGGGAGCCAGCGUCACAAAAGAUCCUUUUCAUCCACUUAGAUGGACCUAUGGAUCUCAUUGCUCAGCGCAUGGCAAAAAGGAGGGGGCACUUUAUGCCCCCUGAGCUGCUGCAGUCUCAGUUUGAGGCUCUCGAAGCUCCAUCACCACCAGAAAAUUCUAUCACUGUCAGUCUGGAAAAGCCUGUUUCAGAAAUAGUAGCUAUUAUUGAAGAAUAUGUUAGAAACAGGUAUGGAUAGUUCUUCCCAGGUUGGUUCCUGGUUUACAGGA
Messenger RNA from Euleptes europaea (tarantolino), 543 nucleotides. It is a transcript of the gene IDNK, whose product is annotated as IDNK gluconokinase. Gene Ontology annotation, cellular component: cytoplasm. NCBI's taxonomy places the organism in Eukaryota, Metazoa, Chordata, Lepidosauria, Squamata, Sphaerodactylidae. The coding region runs from base 75 to 512 and encodes 145 amino acids. The transcript has 4 exons. Gene Ontology annotation, molecular function: gluconokinase activity. The record is from RefSeq and is a predicted model, not a curated record.